Molecule: messenger RNA, 1064 nt
Organism: Suillus paluster
Lineage: Eukaryota; Fungi; Basidiomycota; Agaricomycetes; Boletales; Suillaceae
Product: Alpha/Beta hydrolase protein
Exons: 3
Coding region: 191-937 (248 amino acids)
Source: RefSeq, a predicted model, not a curated record
CUCAUUGGUGGAGAGGUACUUAGGCGACGCUAGGCGCUCGGCUACAUACAGGCUUAUGUCGAAAACUUGUUUUGACCGGCUGUCCCUCAGUCUUAUAAAUUUAAGAACCGAGUUCUGAACUUCAAGUUUGCCCCCACGUCCUUUCCCGCUCGCAAGAUCUUGAACACAUACAAGCCAUCUCAGUGUGCACAUGACUAUUUCAGCGUCCCAAUGGGGUUCCCCUGUCGCUUCCAGGCGGGCUCUGCUCAUUCAUGGCAUGUGUAUGUGCUCGAAUUCCUGGGAGGGUCUCGCUCAGCUAUUGGCGGCAGAAGGAUUCUUCGUCGUAGCUCCGAAUCUCCUCGGGCAUGGAUGGAGAGGGGGCUCGGACUUUUGCAUGUCCGCCUUUGCGGAGGACCUCCGACCGUAUUUCGUCACGGACACGUCUUACGACGUAAUUAUCGGGCAUUCUUUUGGAGGCUCAGUGGUCCUGUCUUUCUUGCCAUUCUUGCCCAGAAAGAAAGCCACCACCAUUAUACUCCUCGAUCCUGGACUCGAGUUUACAGAGCACCAAAAUAACAUGAACAGAAAAUUAUUCCUAAAGGAAACGUCGAAAAUCAGGACCGCCGAGGAGCACAUGGCUAAGAAUCCUGCUUGGUCACAACGUGACUGCGUGUUAAGAACGCUAGGAUUCUCCAUGUCCGAUCGCACUACCGUUGAGGUGUUUCGGCAAAACAUGCCAUGGACUUUCAAUGGCCUGGUCAAAAACGUCCCGCCCAACGCGAAGAUCACCGUGCUAUUAUCAGAUCCGAAGUUGAGCGGUAUUUGUCUAUUGGAACACAUUCCUCGUGACGUGGAAAGGGUGAAUGUUAGAGUUCUUACCGGCAUCGGUCACUGGAUUCAAUUCGAGUGUCCGGAUGUUAUCAUGGACACCAUUCCGCUACCGAGAGCGAGACUAUGAGCCGUGUGAAGAGAUAGUCUUUACGGAGUCUGCCACAUUCAAGCACCUAAUGUAGAAUAUUUUCUUAGUAACGAAUAAUGGAGUUUCUCAUCGUACCUAAAAGGGUGGGUCAUGAUAACGACGAAGA